UCGUUACUUCUGUAGUUCCUUUGGGUUUAUAAAAAGAUACCUAAAAUGGACGACAACAUUGUACAUUUAAAUGUUUGGGGAGGAGAUUGGGAUCUUCCAUCCGUUGAUCCAAACUGUCUUGCUGCGUUGGCAUACUGCAGGUUUUCUGGUGUACCUGUAAAAGUUCAUAAAAAUACUAAUCCAUGGAGGUCGCCGUCAGGUACAUUUCCAUGGCUCAAACAUAACAACAAUAAUGAGACAAAAGUUGCAAAUAUUUUCAGUUAUCUGAGAAAACAGAAUAUGGGAUCAGACUUCAACUUGUCAACAAAACAGAGUGCUGAUGUAGUAGCAUACAUGGCCAUGCUGGAGGAAAAACUUCUUCCUGGCUUGUUACACCUGUGGUGGCUAGAGAGUGAGACAUACACAAAUAUAACACGACCAUGGUAUACAAAAGCAACCAUGUUUCCUUUUAAACUGUGGCUGCCAGGUACAAUCUUUAGUAAAGCAGAAAAGAGGGUUUAUGUAGCACAGGGAACAGAAAACAUAUCAGAAGCUGAUAUUAAUUCAAAGAUUUAUAAUGAUGCUAAAGUUUGUUUAACUCAACUAUCAGCCAAACUAGGAGAUAAAGAAUACUUUUUUGGAAAUUUGCCAUCAUCAUUGGAUGCUCUUGUGUUUGGAUACCUGGCUCCGUUACUAAAUGCUCCCCUGACUAUGAACCAGUUGACCACUCAUCUACGUACGAAUUGUGAUAAUUUAUGUAUACUAUGCACCAGGAUAUUAAGAGAAUUUUUUCCCAUGACACCUCAAGAAGCUGAACAAAAAGAAGAGGAAAGAAAGAAGCAGACUGAGUCUAACAAUAAUGAGUUUCCAAACAGGAAGAGGAACAUGAUACUGGCUGGGGUAUUUGCUGCAACAACCAUGGUCACUUAUGCAUUUAUGAGUGGACUUAUACGCUUCGAAGUUAUAGAUGAUGAUGAUCCAUUAAGUUAAAUGAGGAAUAAAUUAAACAUUUAUUUGUGGACCCUUUGGGUGAAAUUGUGGAAAUAUAGGGAGUUAUUUUGAUAAGUUGUUAUACAUAUUUAAGGAUCAUCUUUCAACUAUACUAUUAUUUAUGAUUUUUCAACAGAUGAAAUAUGGAAUCAUUUAUGAUUCUUGUUUAAGCGUCAGUGUUUGGUACUAUCAAGUUAUCUCUGUCUAGAUAAAAUAAAAGUGAAAAAGAUAUAAAUAUUGUUAUAGUUACAAUAGCUUGUGUUAAUUUUUGUCAUCCUUGUUGUGAAUGUGUACAGAUGUAUACUUCAAACAUAACUUUUGUUUAAACCAGUUAAUUUACUGUGAAAACUUAUUACUUUUAUCGGCUAAAAUAUUCAGCCUGCAGAAUAUGAUCACUGCAUGAAUGUACAUUAGAUCCCAGCCUGUGUCAGAAAUAUAUAUGGGAUUUACCAUAGAAAAUUGAAAUACUGUAUUGAAUGGAACCAUGAAUGUCUAUCUCCAUUAUAUUGAUUUGAGAUUAUUUUCCAUCAACAUUUUGUAUGCAAUAUUACAUUACCAAAGAUAAUACUUUAACCUUUGAAUGCUAUUAGUGAUAAAAGAUGCUUUUCACAUAGCAGUUAUUACCUCCCCUGGCCACCAAUUUGGGGGUCAUACCCUUAAGUUUUAAAGAUAAGGUAAAAAAUCUGUCAUAAUUCUAUGACUUUCAUGAAAACUGAUAUAAAUAUUUUACAUACCGGUGCUAUGAUAAUAUUUUGCUGCAUAUGUAUAAAAUAAUUCGACAAUUAAUGUAAAAUGGCUGUUUAUAUUGAUUUUUUCAUAGUUUGUCAAUUACAUGUAUAUAGAAUAUUAAUAUUGGACCCCCCAUACAAAUGGGUGCCACUUUUGGCGAGGGAGGUAAAUAUUGUAAAAAUGGGGAACUAUCUAUAGAUCUGAGGUAAUUAGGCUAGACUGUUGGGAAAUGCUUUCUAACUGUAGGAUAUGUUGAUAGUGAAAUCACAGAAAAUAUGAAUGCACACUUCCAGACUACAUGUUUAUACAUGACAAAGUAUUAAGACAUUUAGUAAGGCAUGGAUAAAUGUUACAGGUUGUUAAUAAAAAAACUUUUAACAUUUUUAUAAAAAUAUCUUUCUGAAGCUUUUUACAAACUAAAUGUAAAAAAGUCUUUUAAAAUGUACAUCUUUAUAUCUUGAUAAAUUUUGUGUGGAAAAUAAAAAAGCAAUUAAAAUGUAAAUAUUUGCUAAAUGGCUUCAUUAUUUAGCUCAUAUUGCUUUGUUGUAUUAAAUGCUUUUACCUUUAUUUAAAGUUAUUAUCUUGAUGAGAGAAUGUAUGUAGUUCUACUCCAGUACCAGCUGGUGCCUAAAACAAUUUGUGGGGUAGCAAAUGAGGUCUUCCUUCACCUGUGAAGCAGAAGCAUUUCCAUGCCACAAAACUCAAUUUUAAAGUCAGUUUUAUUGCAUUUGUUAUCAUUUACAUAUUUUCAAAUUGUUAUUUUCAGAUAUUUUCUAUAUGAACUUGUAUGAUAAAAAUAAGAUUUUUCAGACCUUUCAGAGGCUUUAUGCGACCAAAAUAUACAGGUCUAGUCUGCAUGAACAUGUCAUAUUCUUUUCUGCUUAUUAGAAUAAUCUGGAUUUUGAUAUUGUCUAAAAAUCUAUGUUUUCAAUUGCUUUGAAGAGAUGUAUUUUAUGAGUUUUUUACUGUAUUUGUUGUAAAACAUUGGGAACAUUCUGGCACAUGUAUUUUAGUGAUAGUAAGAUUAUUUUUUCUGUCAUCAAAUGACUUUAAAACUGGUUUUCUGUUGUUUUUUUUUAUUGGAUACAUGUAUAUGAACAAUAAAUUGAUUGAUAAUUUGACAUAA
This is a messenger RNA of Ruditapes philippinarum (Manila clam), 2824 nucleotides long. RefSeq names its product metaxin-1-like. Gene Ontology annotation, cellular component: SAM complex. The record is from RefSeq and is a predicted model, not a curated record. The coding region runs from base 46 to 969 and encodes 307 amino acids. The transcript is spliced from 8 exons. NCBI's taxonomy places the organism in Eukaryota, Metazoa, Mollusca, Bivalvia, Venerida, Veneridae. Gene Ontology annotation, biological process: mitochondrion organization.